AUGGCGGAUCUUCGGAACCGUCGCGCACGGCUCACCUCGGCGUACCAUGAGCUAGGGAGACAACUUACAUCGGGAAAGUUUACCAUCAUCGGUAACUAUACGCUGCAACGUACUAUUGGGCAGGGGACCUACGGAAAGGUCCGCCUCGCGACUCACCGCCUCACCAACUCGCGCGUCGCCGUAAAACAGAUUCCCAAAGAGCACGUCGCGAGUCUCACGAGAGAAAUUCACCACCACAGGCGCCUGCACCAUCCGAAUGUUUUGCAGCUGUACGAGGUAAUCCAGUCCGAGUCGUGCAUCUGGAUGGUGACGGAGCUGUGUGCGGGGGGGGAGCUGUACGACUACGUCGUCGAUCGCGGCUCGCUGUCGGAAUACGAGGCGCGCGAUUUGUUUGCGCAGUUGUGCUUGGCGGUGGCAUACAUCCAUGCAAAUGGUAUUGUGCACCGCGACCUGAAACUCGAAAAUAUCCUGCUCGACGCGCACAACCGCAUCAAGCUCAGCGAUUUCGGGUUCACGCGCGAGUACGAGCCCCACCAGCUCUUGCGGACACGGUGCGGAACAACGGCAUACGCUGCUCCUGAAAUGCUCGCGGGAAAGCGCUACCAGGGACCCGAAGUCGAUAUUUGGUCGCUCGGCGUCAUCUUGUUUGUACUCCUCUGUGGAUUCCUGCCGUUUGACGACGACAACGAGGUACAGAUGCAGUGGAAAAUCGUGAAUACGCCUUCCGUCAUCCCGACGACCUUAUCGGACGACGCGCAGAACCUCUUGCGUUUGUUGCUCAACAAAAAUGGGUCAGAACGGCCGACCAUUCGCCAGAUCCUCUCUCACCCUUGGUACACGCGUCCCAGGACCUCGCUUUCCGCCUCGCGCUCAUCCUCCUUGGACCUGCCACGGUACCCCACAUUGCGCCCUUUGUCUCCAACCGAGUCAGAGAGCGUGGGAACGGGGCCUGUCAACUACCUCGCGAUGCUCACCCAGCCUUUGUACGAACCCUUCGAGGGGGCUGUCGAGCAGCAGCUGUUUCACUCGCUUCAGAUGCUCGGUUUCGCCGUCGGCCAGAUCCGGCACAGCGUGCAGACCAAUGCAUGCGACGCGGCAGGCGCCUUAUGGUGGCUCUUGCUCCAAAAGGCGAAAGAGGCAUCCGCGCCACAGACCCUCGCCUUGGGCAUUACGGGCGCCGAGACCCCGGUCCAGCAAUCGACCGAGUCACUCGUGCCGCGGAACCUGUCGGUGACGCAGCGCGACAGGACGUCGCAUGAAGGCGCUGCACCGGCGCUCCGCUCGCCCGAACCUGUUGCGCCCCCAAUGCCGCUGAACAAGCCUCCCGCGCCUCUUGAAUUGCAUGCGCCCCAUCCCAUUUCGGGUGCAGCCUCUUUUGCUAGCGAGGAGAGCACAUCCAGCCUAAAAAAGCACCGCUCGAUCAUUUCCUCCGUCAAGUCGUGGCUCAAAAAGGACCGCAAGGACUCGGACUCAGACGACCUGUCGCAGCCACAUUGGACCUCGGAAACCGUAAACGAGACACCGUUCGUGGAAGAGCCGGGAACAGCACCGCUGGCGCCCCCGCUCCUACCUUCGAUGCUCGUGUCGAACAACACGUACGGCCUGGCGCCUACGGCGGGCCGAUCCGGCGCCGUCACACCAUCCGACUCUCUUUCAGCAGAGCGGCCGUGCGCGCCUGAACUGAGCCCAGUCCUUGCCUCGCGACUGCUCGACACGCCGUCUCUGCGUCGUACAUCGAGUUUGGCGAGACCGGGAAGUGCGUACGGCCGUCGCGUCUCGGUAGGCAGCGCAACUUCGACGCCGCUGCGCAGGGAGCGAUCGUACAGUCUACACAGCCGGCAGUCGUCGUGGGGCUCGGGGCACCUGCGCAGCCGGCAAUCGUCUUGGAACUCGAAUCGGCCAGUACGCUCUCGCCGCGGCUCCGAGUCGACCGUGUUCCGCAAGCGUGUGGUCCCUCAGCGUGGUUCAAUGCGUGUGCCCGACUCACCAGCGCAGCUGUCGCGCCGCAUGUCGGUGAUGAGCGAAACGAACGACACGCGCCCUACGCGCCCGAUUUCCAUGGACGAAGAGGCGCUCGCUUCCCUCCAGCGGUACGACAGCUCUUCGUCGGUGGCCAAGGAUGCGCCCACGACGCUGUUCUUUUCACGGCGGAAUCCGUCGCCCUUCCAACCACCGCGACCGCUGCCGCCGGCCUCGCCCCGGACACGUCCUGCACUACCGCGCAAUGUGGGAGGAUCGAGCGAGACGGAGCCCAAGGUCGUCUCGCCGCCUGCGACAAUCCCACGCAAGAAGAAGGUCCUGGCGCCUCAUACAGAGGACGACUGGAUCGACGAAGAAAUACAAUAUGCGGGUGGAAUCGGACAGCUGAAUGAGCAUGUACCACGCCCUGCAGAUCCAACGAACCCAGAGCAGCAGCGCCAGCGGCGCGGAUCGCCCUGCCCGCCUCGCAUGCUGCGCCCCACUCGUACUACAGACGACGAAAUGCCCAAGCCCUUGCCUGCAUUGGACACGGUCCUAGGCGCGCCUGUCGCGAUGCGCGCCAAAAAAAUUCGACGUGAUAUGCAAGCACCCGUCAUCGAGGAGGAGGAGCCAUAG
Messenger RNA from Malassezia japonica, 2595 nucleotides. RefSeq lists its product as uncharacterized. Bases 1 to 2595 code for a protein of 864 amino acids. Gene Ontology annotation, cellular component: cytoplasm. The transcript has a single exon. Gene Ontology annotation, biological process: intracellular signal transduction; protein phosphorylation. The record is from RefSeq and is a predicted model, not a curated record. Gene Ontology annotation, molecular function: ATP binding; protein serine/threonine kinase activity. NCBI's taxonomy places the organism in Eukaryota, Fungi, Basidiomycota, Malasseziomycetes, Malasseziales, Malasseziaceae.